AUGGCGAAGAUUAAGAAGAAGGGCACCUCUGGCCAGGCCAAAAACUAUAUCACCCGUACCCAGGCCGUGCGCAAACUUCAGAUUUCUCUGCCUGAUUUCCGUCGCCUUUGCAUUUUCAAGGGAAUCUAUCCCCGUGAGCCCCGCAACAAGAAGAAGGCCUCCAAGACUUCCACCCCCAACACCACCUUCUACUACACCAAGGACAUCCAGUAUCUGCUCCACGAGCCCCUGCUCAACAAGUUCCGUGACCAGAAGGCUCUUGCCAAGAAGAUCGCUCGUUCCCUGGGUCGUGGUGAAGUCAGCGAUGCUGCGCGCCUCGAGAAGAACCACGCUCCUAAACUCACCCUUGACCAUGUCAUCAAGGAGCGCUACCCGACUUUCAUCGACGCUCUUCGCGACCUCGACGAUGCCCUGUCUUUGCUCUUCCUGUUUGCCACCCUCCCCUCCACCGACCAUGUCCCCCACAAGACCAUUGCGCUCUGCCAACGCCUCUGCCACGAGUUCCAGCACUACCUGAUUACCACCAACUCGCUGCGCAAGACUUUCCUUUCCAUCAAGGGUAUCUACUACCAGGCCACCAUCCAGGGCCAAGAUAUCAUGUGGCUGGUGCCCUACCGGUUCGUUCAGCGUGUCAAUGGCGACGUUGACUACCGUAUCAUGGCCACCUUUGUCGAUUUCUAUACCACCCUGCUGGGCUUCGUCAACUUCCGCCUGUACUCCUCGAUCGGAUUGAGAUACCCCCCGAAGUUCGACACCCGGAGUGACGAGAACGGCGCUGAGCUGGCUGCCUUCACCCUCGAGGGUCGCAACUUGACUGAGGCCCCCAAGGCGAUCGAGUCCAGCAAGCCCAAGGCCAUUGAAAGUUCUAACAAGGAGGUUUCGAAGGAGGUCCAAGCCAAGGUGGACAAGGUUAUCAAGUCCGCUGGCCUGGAUCAGACGACAGAUGAGCCGAUGGCAGACACCACCGAGGAGUCGACCGAUGCCAUUGACCGUUUCGAACCCGCCGCCCCCGAGGCCGACACCCUGCCCCAGCCCGACAUGAGCGGCAACGAGGCCGGUGCUCUCUUCGCCCCCUUCACCUUCUACAUCUCCCGUGAGGCCCCCAAGGCUCCUCUCGAGUUCAUUCUGCGCGCUUUCGGCUGCAAGCGUGUUGGUUGGGACGCCGUGCUUGGUGACGGUGCUUUCACUCACGACGAGACCGACCCGCGCAUCACUCACCAGAUCGUCGAUCGUCCCCAGCUUCCCGAGGGCUCUCUUCCCGCCAUUCCCGCCGCGGCCGAGGGUACUACUCCCAAGGUCAAGCCUGGCACUCGGAUUCCCGGACGCACAUACGUUCAGCCCCAGUGGGUCUGGGACUGUGUCAACGACGGCAAGCUGCUCCGUGCCGAUCUUUACGGCCCCGGCGCCACUCUCCCCCCUCACUUAAGCCCCUGGGUCAAGGCUUCUCGCGGUGGUUACGACCCGCGUGCCAGCUUGGCUGAGCAGGAAGAGGAGGGUGAGGCUGAGAUGGCCGAGGAUGACGACGAAGCCGAGGACAGCGACGAGGAGAUGGAGGAUGAGCCCGCCGCUGUUGCGAAGCCCACCGCUGCCGCCGAGGAGUCCGAGGACGAGUCUGUCGAUGGUGGCAUGGACGUCGCUGGAACCGAUGACGAUGAAAGCGAGAGUGAAGAGGAAGAUGAAGAGGAGGAGUUCCCCGGCGUCGAGGACGAGGCCGCUUCCGAGUCUGACGAUGACGACGAGGCUGCUCGCAACCAGCACCAGCGCGAGCUUGAGGCUGAGGCUGCUGGUCUGCCCUUCACUUCCGCCGGUGCUGCUGACGAGUCCGCCAAGAAGAAGUCUGCCAAGUCCAAGAAGCUGGCUGCUAAGAAGCGCCAGGAGGACGAGGAGCUCGAGCGCCAGAAGAUGAUGAUGAGUCGCAAGAAGCGCAAGCUGCUGGAGAAGAUGAUGUACUCGAACAAGAAGACGUCGGACGAGGCUGCCAAGCUCCGCUCGAAGCGUCGCAAGCUCGAGAAGGGUGAGAAGAACGGCCAAAAAUAG
Penicillium cataractarum is the source of this 2037-nucleotide messenger RNA. It is a transcript of the gene nop7, whose product is annotated as mRNA-binding ribosome synthesis protein NOP7. Gene Ontology annotation, molecular function: RNA binding. Gene Ontology annotation, cellular component: nucleolus; PeBoW complex. The transcript has 3 exons. Lineage: Eukaryota; Fungi; Ascomycota; Eurotiomycetes; Eurotiales; Aspergillaceae. Gene Ontology annotation, biological process: ribosome biogenesis; maturation of LSU-rRNA from tricistronic rRNA transcript (SSU-rRNA, 5.8S rRNA, LSU-rRNA). The record is from RefSeq and is a predicted model, not a curated record. The coding region runs from base 1 to 2037 and encodes 678 amino acids.